Messenger RNA from Erythranthe guttata (spotted monkey flower), 2149 nucleotides. Its product is annotated as T-complex protein 1 subunit eta. Gene Ontology annotation, biological process: protein folding. NCBI's taxonomy places the organism in Eukaryota, Viridiplantae, Streptophyta, Magnoliopsida, Lamiales, Phrymaceae. The record is from RefSeq and is a predicted model, not a curated record. Gene Ontology annotation, molecular function: ATP-dependent protein folding chaperone; ATP binding; ATP hydrolysis activity.
AUAGGGUGGCCGUAAUUUACCAUAUUUAUAAAAUAUUCCGAUUUUUCUGAAUAGAUAACUAUAUAAAUUUGUACAUGUAUGAAAUAUUAUGCAGAAGAUAAAAUUUAAAAUAGAAUAAAAUCAUUCGAAUUAAGAUCGAAUGUACGUUGUUUUAAAUUGAGCUUAAACCUGAUUUUCAUUUGAUUUAAUUACUAAUCAAACCAAACACGCCCUAAAGUUUCAAAAAGAGAAACACCGGAAACCCCCCAAGACGAGACUUAUAAAAACCCUAGAACAUUCUCCUAAUAUUCCUUCUCUCUCCUCUUCUCUCUCUAGAAAGGACACUCUUCACUCAUAAACUCAAAUCCAACAAUGUCAGCCAUGAUGCAACCACAAAUCAUACUACUCAAGGAAGGGACCGACGCAUCCCAAGGAAAACCGCAAUUAAUAAGCAACAUAAAUGCGUGCAUGGCUGUGGCUGAUGUUGUGCGGACUACUCUCGGUCCACGAGGCAUGGACAAGUUGAUCCACAAUGAAAAGGGGAACACAACCAUAUCCAACGAUGGUGCUACCAUAAUGAAGCUUCUCGACAUUAUUCAUCCUGCUGCCAAGAUUCUUGUUGAUAUUGCAAAGUCCCAAGAUUCUGAGGUUGGCGAUGGAACCACUACAGUCGUUUUGCUCGCAGGAGAAUUCCUGAAGGAAGCAAAACCUUUUGUUGACGAUGGAGUUCACCCUCAAAACCUUAUACGAAGUUAUCGAACAGCUUCUAAUUUGGCGAUUGAGAAGAUCAAAGAAUUAGCUAGUAGCAUAGAGGGAAAAAGCUUGGAAGAAAAGAAAAAGCUACUGGCUAAAUGUGCUGCUACAACACUAUCUUCAAAGCUCAUUGGUGGUGAGAAGGAGUUUUUUGCAACCAUGGUUGUGGAUGCAGUCCUUGCCAUAGGAAACGAGGAUAGGUUAAACAUGAUUGGAAUCAAGAAGGUUCCUGGAGGUACAAUGAGGGAUUCUUUUCUUGUGAAUGGUGUUGCUUUCAAAAAGACAUUCUCGUAUGCUGGUUUUGAGCAGCAACCGAAGAAAUUUGUAAAUCCUAAGAUACUUUUGCUAAACAUAGAAUUGGAGUUAAAAUCAGAGAAAGAGAAUGCAGAGAUUAGGCUGUCAGAUCCAUUACAGUAUCAGUCAAUUGUAGACGCAGAAUGGAAUAUCAUUUACGACAAGUUGGAUAAAUGUGCGAAGAGUGGAGCCAAGGUUGUUCUGUCACGGCUCGCAAUCGGUGAUCUGGCUACUCAGUAUUUUGCAGAUCGUGAUAUUUUUUGUGCUGGUCGUGUUAGUGAAGAAGAUCUGCAGCGAGUUGCGGCAGCUAGCGGUGGAACUGUGCAGACAACUGUGAACAAUGUUGUUGACGAGGUACUUGGAACAUGUGACCUAUUUGAAGAGAGGCAAGUUGGAAAUGAGCGAUUUAACAUAUUCAGUGGAUGCCCAUCUGGUCGGACUGCCACAUUUGUUCUUCGUGGUGGUGCAGAUCAGUUUAUUGAGGAGGCAGAGCGAAGUUUACAUGAUGCUAUUAUGAUUGUUAGAAGAGCUAUGAAAAACUCGACUGUAGUUCCUGGUGGCGGUGCUAUUGAUAUGGAGAUAAGCCGGUACUUGAGGCAGCAUGCACGUACGAUUGCUGGGAAGUCUCAACUCUUUAUAAACUCUUACGCAAAAGCCCUUGAGGUUAUCCCACGACAACUGUGUGAUAAUGCUGGGUUCGAUGCAACGGAUGUGUUGAACAAAUUGAGACAAAAACACGCACUUCCAUCUGGAGACGGUGCAGCGUAUGGUGUAGAUAUCAACACCGGCGGAAUUGCCGAUUCAUUUGCUAACUUUGUGUGGGAGCCCUCAGUUGUGAAGAUCAACGCCAUAAAUGCAGCUACAGAAGCUGCUUGCCUCGUCUUAAGUGUCGACGAAACAGUGAAAAACCCCAAGUCUGAGAGUGCACAAGGAGAAGCUGCUGCAAGUGCUAUGGGUGGUAGAGGUCGAGGUCGUGGUCGUGGAAUGAGAAGGCGAUAAAAUCGACUUAUUUCGAAGCAUUUAUUGCUAAAUUUUGUUUGGGUCCAUUAUUUUUAAUUAAAUUUAAUUCUUAUUUUAAUUUUAUUUUUUACUGAAUGAAAAAAAGAUAGCUAGUAGAACAUAA